AGAAAACAUCGACACUGGUGGGGAUCAACGGAUUUGCUUGGAGGAGGAUUGUUGUGGUUUUGGCAAAGCAGCAACGUCGAAAACAGUAACAGCAGACAAAAAGUUCUCACUGUUGCCAAGUGUACAGUUAUAGCUAUGAGUCUGUCCUUAAGAACCGAACUAGCUACCGAUAAAACGAAGAGGAAGAAGAGGAGAGAGUUGACCGAGGAGCAGAAACAUGAAAUCAAAGAAGCGUUCGAACUGUUCGACACUGAUAAAGAUAAAGAAAUAGACUACCACGAGCUUAAGGUGGCAAUGCGUGCUCUAGGCUUUGAAGUAAAAAAAGUCGACGUUCUGAAGAUACUGAAGGAUUACGACAGAGAGGGAAACGGCAAAAUAACGUUUGACGACUUCAAUGAAGUUGUGACAGAUCGAAUGCUGGAAAGGGAUCCCAAGGAGGAGAUCAUGAAGGCCUUCAAGUUGUUCGACGACGACGACUCAGGCAGGAUCAAUUUAAGGAACCUGAGACGAGUGGCGCGGGAGCUGGGCGAGAACAUCAGCGACGAGGAGCUGCGCAGCAUGAUUGACGAAUUUGACACCGAUGGCGACGGGGAAAUAAACCAGGAAGAGUUCCUCUCCAUAAUGACAGGAGACUCGUGAUUGGACGCCCGCUGUGCGAGUGGGUCCUAUCCUGCGAUCUGUGGUUGAAACCUGGGUGUUCAGGACCAUGUAAGAGUCAUUUCAUCAUCAGUGCCUGGGGAACAUCUCGUCACCUUUUGGAGGAUGGAGAAGGAAAGAGAAAGUGCUAAAUACAUCCGUUUGUAAAAGUAAAGCAACCCUCUGAUGAAAGGCUUCAAACGACUUGUUUCGCUGUCAAGUUCAAGUUCAAGUUCAAGUCUUUUAUUUGUCAGGUGCACAGAGCAACACAAGGUUAGACUGGGCACUGAAAUUCUUAAGACAAGACAACGCAAGCACUUGGCAUAACAUAACAUAUAAGUACACAGAACAAAUUUACAUCUAUGCUGAGCUUAGAUAAGUGAACUUCCUAAAUAUACAGAUAGCAAUAAAUAAACGACUAUACUAACCCUAACACUAAAACUUCCUAAAUUACAGAUAACAAUAAAUAGUACGCUAUACUAACCCUAAUACACAAAAUUUGCAAAUUUACAGAUCAGUGACUUUGUCAAUGACCAAACAGGAGCCUGGUGGCGAGGUACAGUAGUGCAAUGUUACUGAAGAGCAACCAGUAGCUGAAAGUGACAGUGUAUAAGUGACUAGUGUGCAGUAAAAAUGUCCAUAUCAGUGUCCAUUGAGAAGCCUGAUGACCCUUGGGUAGAAACUGUUGUCCAGUCUGCGUGUGCGCGACCGGAUGCUGCGGUAACGCCUGCCAGAAGGCAACGGGGUAAAGAGACUGAAGGAUGGGUGGGAACAGUCUCUUAGAAUCCUGCUGGCUUUCCUAAGGCAACGUGUGUGGUAGGUGUCCUGUAGGGCUGUCACAAAUGGGUCUGCAUAGCACUGCUUUUUUGAGGACUCGGAUGAAGACGGAUGAAGAUCUGUAAAUCAGCCCCUCUGUACUGUUCAUUCCAUCGGUAUUCUUAGUGAGGGUAAAACGUUUUGUUGUAGACGGAGUUGAGAGCGUUCUGGAUGAUAGCUUGUUCUCAAUGGCAUUUCUAUUUUGUAUUCUCCAAAGUGUUUGGCUGUGCUAUUUAUUUGACAAGAAAAAUAUAAUUAAAAUUGAUAACGACUG
This is a messenger RNA of Hypomesus transpacificus, 1726 nucleotides long. RefSeq names its product centrin 3 (gene cetn3). Gene Ontology annotation, biological process: spindle pole body duplication. NCBI's taxonomy places the organism in Eukaryota, Metazoa, Chordata, Actinopteri, Osmeriformes, Osmeridae. The coding region runs from base 136 to 639 and encodes 167 amino acids. Gene Ontology annotation, cellular component: microtubule organizing center. The record is from RefSeq and is a predicted model, not a curated record. Gene Ontology annotation, molecular function: calcium ion binding; microtubule binding. The transcript is spliced from 5 exons.